Molecule: messenger RNA, 1510 nt
Organism: Aaosphaeria arxii CBS 175.79
Lineage: Eukaryota; Fungi; Ascomycota; Dothideomycetes; Pleosporales
Product: SET domain-containing protein
Exons: 1
Coding region: 193-1281 (362 amino acids)
Molecular function (GO): protein binding
Source: RefSeq, a predicted model, not a curated record
CAAUCAUGGAGUUACUGGCCUCCCCACCCGUCAAAAAUACGCUUCUCCGAUGUCAACCUGAAACACGUUUCAGUCAUACCCCGUCGAGCUGACAAGCUGUCAAAUGCUUUCCAUCCCAUCUAGAAUCUUGGGAUCAUAUUCUCUUGAACAAGUUCUCUUCGGAAUCAUCUCUGAUCAUUUCAACAUCUCGAAAUGUGGCUUCCCUUAUCCACGUCCCUUUCAUGGUCUUUGCUAGUUGCUACUACACAUGCCUCCUUCAUUUCCUGUGACAGAAGCGAAGCAUCGCUACAUAUCUUCGAUGUACCGUCAUGGCUGUCAUUGAAUUUCUCUUGCCUUGGAUCCCCAUUGCCCUACACUAUUCUUCCCGCUCCUGGUAAAGGUCUUGGGGUGUUUGCACCAAGGUCACUCAUACCUGGCGAUAUUAUCAUGCGCGAACCUCCUAUCCUCGUCAUCAAUCCACCUCCUAUGCAAGCGGGAAAGGGAUAUCCUCGAAGCGAGAUCGACAGCCGGGUUCGAAUUGCUUUUGAAGCUCUGUCCAGCUCCGAGCAAGACGAAGUCCUCUCGCUGACAUAUUACAACCCCCCUUCCCAGAAGGUAGUGGAUCCCCUCAAUUCAAUCUUCAGGAGCAAUGCAUACAACACUGGUUCCAGGGUCGGACUAUUCCCCAAGAUUGCCAGGAUAAACCAUUCUUGCAGGCCGAAUACUAGCUAUUACUGGAACGAGCGACUUGGGAAGCGUAUGGUUUAUGCGACUCGUCACAUUGAAGAGGGGGAAGAGUUAUCCGUUUCCUACAUUCCCUUAUUACUCGCACACGCGGAUAGGCAGAAGAGACUAGACGCGUAUGGCUUUACCUGCACCUGCGAGGCUUGCUCUGCUACCAAGCACAAGAAAACCAGCGAUCAGCGAAGGACACGCAUCGGCCAACUUUUUCCAGACCUGACGGCAAGGCUGACGCUUGAGGUUCCAACUUCUGUGGCGGCCAACAAGAGCGCACAUCGAAUGGCGGAGCAGAGCAUAGAGUUGAUGCAACUGGUCGAGGAAGAACAACUGGCGGACUACUAUGCGCAAGUCUACAGAAGUGUUGCAGUUUCUCUAGCUAGGCUACAGCAAUGGGACAGCGCAUCUAUCUGGAGUAGCAAGAGUUACGACAUUUUCAAGAUGGCCGACGAACAGAGUCGUGAGACGAAAGAAAUGGAGAAACUGACCCGGAUUUUUGUUGCAAAUUGGAAUGAAGAUGUGGACAAACAAACAGAGCAGAGACAGUCGCAAAGAGGUCGGUGAAAUACACGACACUGCGGGUUAUUUCAUCUAAAUCCGAACUUUUGGAUACCUGCACCCUGAACGAUACCCACGUUCAAUGCAGGGCCAAAUACCCAUGAGCCUUGGCAUAACGUCCGCCCAGGUUUUUCGUCCAAAUCCACGGCCCGCUCCAUCUUCUCCAAUCUCAUGUUCUCAUGUUCCUCGUCUGUUCGUCCGGUCUGAUCCUACGAAACACUCCGCGUGCGGCGCA